Messenger RNA from Purpureocillium lilacinum, 456 nucleotides. RefSeq lists its product as uncharacterized. NCBI's taxonomy places the organism in Eukaryota, Fungi, Ascomycota, Sordariomycetes, Hypocreales, Ophiocordycipitaceae. The record is from RefSeq and is a predicted model, not a curated record.
AUGCCUGCCGCCAUCCCAACCACGACGUCCGUCGUCGAGAGCGUCGUCGUCAACGCCCCGCUCUCGGCCGUCUGGCACCUGAUCAAGCUUCACAACUUUGCUGACUGGUGGUCUGCCCUCAAGAGCUCAGAGGCCGUCAAGGGUGUCAGCGAGGAGACCGACGUCGUCAAGUGGACCUUUAAGGACGGCGCCGUGGUCGAGAUUAAGCAGGAAGCGCACAGCACCAUCGACCACUACAUCACUUACAGUGCCAUCACCUCAUCCCCUGAGGUGUCCUACAGCUCCAUCCUCAGCACGGUCCGCUGCUGGCCCGUGACCUCCGGCAAGUCGGCCAACGGCACGUUUGUGCAGUGGACCGCCAACUUUUCUGGCGACGCAGACGCCGGGGUUAUCCAGGACGCCAGGUACAAGCGACAGGAGGGUCUGGCUGACCUGGCGCGUGCCGCCGAGCGAUAG